Messenger RNA from Miscanthus lutarioriparius, 381 nucleotides. Lineage: Eukaryota; Viridiplantae; Streptophyta; Magnoliopsida; Poales; Poaceae. The record is from the annotation of a GenBank genome assembly.
AUGGGUGACAAUCUCAAGACCGCUCUGGACGCCAUCCUUGCCGAUCUCUCCUCCAUCAAGAACGAGGUGACGACGAUCAAGGGCGACCAGAGCCGUCUCAACGUGGCCGUCAACCGGCUGCAAUCGGACCACCACUCCUCCGGCGGCUCCCACAGUGGCAGGGACACGGACCACGGCGCCCCUCCCCCUCCGCCUCCGCGCGAGCAUGCCAAGCACAAGCUCCGGUUCCUGCGCUACGACGGCAGCACCGAUCCGGUGCUCUGGCUCUACAAGGCCGAACAGCUCUUCCGCGCCGAUCGCACGGCGGAUGACGAGCGGGUGUGGCUCGCCUCCUUCUACAUGGAAGGCGCUGCCCAGGACUGGUAUUACCGCCUCGAGUAG